UCUGGCUUUUAUCAGACGAGCUGAUCUUGAGAAGUUCAUCAGACUACAGUCAUCUACAGUAUAUCUAUUUACUUCAAAGAUGUCCUACCCAACAACUCUGUAUAAAAUUGGUGGUGGAGGAGGUUCUUCAUUUUCAUUUACGGGUGAGGACAAUGGUGCCAGUUUAGAGAAGAUCGGGGUCUGGGUGGGAGGAUCUCAGGUGAAGGCUGUCAAGGUUUGGCUUUCAGAUGGCAGAAGUGAUACCUUUGGAAAACCAGCCGGACCGUAUCAAGAGUACAAGUUCAGGCCUGGUGAGUGUUUCACCUCACUGUCCCUCUGGGGGAACGGAGCAGGAAAACGUCUUGGAGCCAUCAAAUUCAAGACCAACAAGGGUGGAGAAUUUUUUGCAUUGAUGACAAGCUGGGGUUUAAAAACAGAAUAUCCCAUCGAUGUUGGCUCUGGUUAUUGUUUGGGAGUUGAAGGAAGAUCUGGUGAAGAUAUUGACUGCAUGGGAUUCAUGUUUCUCAAUGCGGUUCAAUCAACAGUUCUCACCAAUGUCAACUAUCCCACAAUAAACCAACUGAUACCAAAGAUGACGGUGGAAGAGAUCAAAUCUGUCACUUACAGAAACGGCUCUUCUGCCGAGCAACCACAAAAAAUUGAAACCUCAAAGACAUUGACCAAAAAAUCUUCAUGGUCGAUGAGUAACAGCUUUGCAGCAACAUUUAGUGUGGAAGUGAAGGCAGGGAUUCCAGAGGUUGUAGACGUUUCUACAGGAUACAGUUUCAGUGUUGGAUCAGAAAGCACCUAUAGUCUGGAGCAGACAGAUGAGAGAAAGGAAACUCUGUCUUACACUAUAAAUGUGCCACCUAAAAAGAUGGUGGAUGUUGACAUCACCAUCGGCAGAGCUGUGUCUGACCUGCCUUACACUGGCACAGUGAAGAUCACUUGCAAGAACAGCAGUGUGGUACAGUAUGAAACCAAGGGCCGAUACAAAGGCAUCAUUUACACUGAUAUCAAAGUGAAUAUUCAAGAAUCCGAUCUGUGAUCUGCGUGUCAAGACAGAUUGUUUUUGGCUGGUCUUUUUCUGAUUUUACCAGCAAUGUGUCAGUUGUUCUACAUUUAAUUAUCUUGUUUGAGCCUUUUUUCCUCUGGUCCAUUUCCAUUUCUGGUCCAAAUGGCACUUUGCUCAAUGAUUUUAAACAGGGGUAACACAUACUGUGCAUUAUUUUGUCUAAAUAAUCUUUUCUGAUUCUAUUACAAAAUAUACAUAUAGCUCCAUACUUUGUGUAAUCACCUUAUCAAUAUUCACUAAAAUCUCUAAUAAUUUGAUUAUUUGAUGUACUUCCUCACAUAAGAAUUUCAAAUGUGUUUACUCUUACAUUUAAUAAAAGCAUUAAAUGAG
Messenger RNA from Sinocyclocheilus rhinocerous, 1384 nucleotides. Its product is annotated as natterin-like protein. Lineage: Eukaryota; Metazoa; Chordata; Actinopteri; Cypriniformes; Cyprinidae. The record is from RefSeq and is a predicted model, not a curated record.